AUGCGACCACGACAGACCCUCACACUUGGAGCUAUCGUGCUCUUGUGCUUCCUCGCCUACAGCGUGCUGCAGCUAGGAACGCCCAAACGACCUACCACGCUCCUACCCAACCUGAACCUACCGAGACCACCGCCUUCCAACGUCAAGAAUGUGCACGAAGACCCCAAUCUCAAUCGUCCACCCGCCGAUAUCGAUCAUGAUGCGCCGCGAACCAAGUUCAAACCCGCGCCCGGCGGCUCUCACCCCGUGUGGCAUCUCAUUAAGGAGGCCGAGAACAAGCUAGAAGAGACCAAGGCGCGCCAGUCAAAGACGCUUGCAGACGCAGUGGCCGAGUAUCGUCGCCGCUACGGGAUCCCUCCACCGCCCAACUUCGACAAGUGGUUCGAGUAUGCCACAAGCAAGGGUGUGCAGCUGAUUGACGAGUUCGACCUUAUCCAUGAGCUCAUCACGCCCUUUUGGGGCCUCAAGCCCUCCACGAUCCGCGCCCGCGCGGCCGAGGCAUUGGGAUGGGACAACGCGCUGCUGGGCGUACAGAUCCGCGAGGGUAGGAUCACACACAUACAAGGCGGCGGUGACUGGCAGCGAGACGCAACAGAGGGUAUGAUGAAGCCGUUCCUGGCCCACCUUCCCAACAUGGACCUGGCAUUCAACAUCCACGACGAGCCCCGCGUGGUUGUGCCGCAUGAUGACAUGGAACGGCUGGUGGCAACGGCCAAGAACAAGAACAUGAAGGCGGCGAAUGCAGUGACCAACCCGCGGAACUAUUUCACCAAGAAACCGCGGGAUCUGAACGACGGCACGUAUUUCACAGAGACCAAGCUCACGCGCUUCAACGUAUUUGCACACCAGCCCGUCUGGACGCACUCGCGUAUGUCGUGCCCGCCUGAGAGCCCAGCGCGUGCGCUGGAGGAGGUCGACCGUGUGGAUGACGUGGAGAGGUACGCGAUGAGCGAGCUGGGUUUCGUCUACAACGAGACGGCCAUGGCAGACAUCUGCUACAGCCCGAGCCUCAGCUCGACGUAUGGGUUUUUUGAUAGGCCGAACGCCUACAACAUCGUGCACGACCUGUUUCCCAUCUUUUCACAGAGCAAGAUCUCGUCGUACAACGACAUACUAUACCCCUCCCCGUGGUAUUGGUACGACAAGGUUCCUUACGAGGAGAAGAAGGACAUGAUCUGGGCCACGAAGAAAGACGAGCUGUACUGGCGAGGCUCGACCACGGGCGGGUUCUCGCGGAACGGUGGGUGGCGGCGGCAGCACCGACAGCGACUGGUGCAGAAGCUCAACGCGGCGGACCAGGCCAAGAUUCUAGGCAACCAAGGCGACGAGACACAUCCGGAAUGGGUGGUGAAAGAGGUGCCCCGUGGUGACUACAAAGAUCUCAUCAAUGUUCGCUUCUCUCACGUGGGGCAGUGCGACCCCGGCGACUGCGACGCGCAGACCGAGUUCUUCCAGGUCACGAGCCGGGUGGAGCAGCAGGAUGCGUGGCAAUACAAGUAUCUCCUGGACAUGGACGGCAAUGCCUUCUCGGGCCGGUUUUAUGCGUUCCUCAAGAGCAGGAGCCUGAUCUACAAGUUUGCCCUCUUCAGGGAAUGGCAUUACGAGUGGAUAAAGGCGUGGGCGCACUACAUCCCCCUCAGCCUGCAUGGAGACGAGUGGCUCGAGGCUGUGCGUUUCUUUGGUGACGGAGAGCUGGGGAAGAAGGAGGCAGAGCGAGUGGCGUUGCAGGGGAGGGAUUGGGCAAACAAAAUAUUGCGAAAGGAGGAUAUGGAGGUGUGGUUCUUCAGGCUAUUGUUAGAGUACGCGCGUGUCAUCGACGACGACCGGGAGAAUAUUGGAUUCUCUGUUUUCACCACUUCGUCCUGA
Molecule: messenger RNA, 1866 nt
Organism: Cryphonectria parasitica EP155
Lineage: Eukaryota; Fungi; Ascomycota; Sordariomycetes; Diaporthales; Cryphonectriaceae
Product: family 90 glycosyltransferase
Exons: 2
Coding region: 1-1866 (621 amino acids)
Source: RefSeq, a predicted model, not a curated record